AUGACCCAAACCCGAUCCCCGCGCCGAGCGCCCCUCCCCCCACUCCUCCGCGUCCGGUUUUCCUCCCUAUCACCGGUUCCCCUCGCCCUUCCGUUUUUUUACUUUUUUACCACGAUUCAACGCUUCCGCAGGCCAGCGUCGCCGAUCUCCAGCGCGACACCCCGCUCCCCGACCUCGCUCCGGCGCCCGUCACGCAGCUCCACAGCUGCACCCCCUGCGAUCGUCUGGGACCCGUGCCGCAACGACCAGGUGCAGACGAGGGCUCCAUCCCGGCGAGGCCCUGCGCCACCGGCUCCCGUGCCACCCGGCGAGCUGCAGCCUGAAGACCCAUCGUCGGUGAACCUCUGGUACCCGUGCCGCACCGGUCAGCUACAGACGAGGGAUCCGUCCCGGCGAGGCCCUGCACUGCCGGCUCCCGCGCCGCCCCGGCGAGCUGCAGACGUCCGCGCCCGCCGUCCCGGUGAUAGUCUUCAGCCGCCGUGCCGCGUCCUCGACUCAACCACCUCCGGCCGUCUUGGAGAGACCGUGCGCCGAUGGAGCCUUCUGUACGCUUGGCUCCUCCACCUGCAGCGCGCCUGCACCGACGACCACUCCGCCGCCGCUGACCUCACCGCCGAGUUCCCUCUCCGCUCCUACUCCGCGACGCGGCUGACCCUGACGAGGCCGUCGAGGCCUCCACGCUCAAGUGCCUCGGCUUCGUGCUCUACCACCCCGUCCUCGUCUCUACCAUCUCAGAUGGCUCAGGCUGUAUUGGAUACCUUGGUGCAGCUAAUCAUGAAUACUCGGGUGAAGUCUGUUUGUAAUUUGGAAAUCUGGUGCAUCUCUGUUCAGCAGUUGGAGCCUUUGAUUAUAGAGGAUAGAGCAGACCAAGUGGUUACUGCUAUUGUUCAUGCACUCAACAAUCCAUUUCCUUGUCAACAAGAUUUGAGGGAGCUCAGGCUAUCAUGAAGCUUGCUUGUCAAAGUCAUAAAAGGAUGAGGGACCUAUCAAGCUUAUGGGUUCCACCAAUAUACCGGAGACUCUGAAGUGCUGAUAAAACAGAAAGGGACAUGGCAGAAAGAUGCCUCAUUAAAGUGUCCUGCAUUAUCCUACCACCUCAACCACUUCUUUCCAAGCUAACUGAAAGAUUGCUAUUACUACAGUUGUAUUCAAUUCACAAUUUGAUCUAUUUGAUUAAUUUUUUCUUAGUGUGUAAGCAACCCAAGUACCUGACUGCCUGAGUGCAACUACUUUGAUACAGCCACUCAAAGGGUGUAGCUAUAGAACUUGAGCGAAAGCUUCUCUGCCGCAUGAUGAAUAUGCUUGAUGAUCCUUCGAAGAAAGUUCAAGCAGUGAGGUCAUGGGGAUGGAUCAUAUCUUUACUUGGUAUAUUUAAUGCCUCUGUAUAGAUUCUUAUGAAAAUGUAAGCUCGGAUUGGCAGAUGGUAGAAAUAAUGAUGCCAAUAUGCAUGGCUUCAUCUUGUGUGCUUAUGGUAUUUAUGAACCGCUCAAAAAAAAAAUUGUAUGGUAUGUGUAAGAUAAUAAGAUUUUUGCAUCAACAUGUUUUGUUAUAUGUAAGUUGUUCAGAUC
Messenger RNA from Panicum virgatum (switchgrass), 1568 nucleotides. RefSeq lists its product as uncharacterized. The coding region runs from base 1 to 948 and encodes 315 amino acids. Gene Ontology annotation, biological process: telomere maintenance. Gene Ontology annotation, cellular component: nucleus. The record is from RefSeq and is a predicted model, not a curated record. The transcript has 7 exons. Lineage: Eukaryota; Viridiplantae; Streptophyta; Magnoliopsida; Poales; Poaceae.